AUUAUCUCAAAAUGGCUUAUGAAGAAGUACUAUUUCCGGUAGUAUUCACUGGAAAGAAAAAGUAUUUUGGCAUCUCCCAUGAAGAUACCCCAAACUUCAAACCCGAAGAGUUUUUUAUAAGAGGAAUCGACACUGUGAAACAGGGUAAAUCCCAAGUUUUCAAAACUAUAGGGGAUCGGAUUAUGUGGGGAGCCAUGGAUAUUAACAAUGACCGAUCACUCUAUGAUAUUGCUGAAGACGUUCUCAGGGAUGCUUUAAAAGCCGAUAAAGACAACAAAGCUGUACAGCAAUUUAUAGGACGAAUGAGGGGAGAACAUGAGAGUAAAAUUCCGACGCCAGGUGAGCGUUUUAGUUAUGUAGUAACCCAUCCUGACAUGACCUUCGAUUUACGUGGUAGAAAAUUAACGCUAACGAAAGGCGAAAGAAUGGAAUUCGUUGAUGUGGUGAAGGAAUUGGAUAAGGAGCUAGAUUUAUAUCAUUAUUUCGAAAAAACUAUUAUUGGCCUCUGUGCCCGAUUUAUCAUGUAUGAUAAGAAGUACGAGCCAGCUCUCUCAGAUAAGAUAAUGCAAAUCAAGGAUCCGGAUGAGAAAUAUAAACAAAUAGAUGAUUAUGCACAAAAGAAGGUCAAAUCAUGGCUUGAGGGUUUCGUGAAGGAGAAUAUCAUAGUCAAUGGUGUUACUUCCAAGAUGAUAGGAUCCCGUGGGAUUGUUUAUAAGCGUGCUUACAGAAAUGCAGUUAAAAAAGCGCAAGAAAUAUUAUAUCAAAAGAUAGGCGGUUUAUACGAAAUAUUCCAUGGCGAAUGGCUUAACUAUGAGAUUUUUAUGAAAAGUAAUCCUAUCAAGAUAUUAUGGGGGAGAUUCAUAAAAUGCGUUAUAAAAAUUACAAAAGAUAAAAACCUCUCAGUAGAUGACGAAAUGAAGGAAAAAAUAUGCUCUGAUUUUGCUCGAUAUCCUAAUGAGCUUGUAAAAUGUAUUGAAGAGUAUAAUUUAUUCUUUCACAAAUUAGUCUAUCAUAUGCGUUACAAAGAGCAUGUAUCAAUUCCAGAAGAAAUCGGCCCAGUUUCAUCCAUGCGAAAAAAUGAGAUAAUUGCUAACCUACCAGCUUUACCUCACAUAUCAGAAAUUGAGGCGCUAGAUAACAUUAGUAAUUUAUGGUAUUUCUAUCUUGAGGAUAUAACUGGGCCAGAGGCGUUAGCAAA
Funneliformis geosporum is the source of this 1198-nucleotide messenger RNA. The record is from the annotation of a GenBank genome assembly. NCBI's taxonomy places the organism in Eukaryota, Fungi, Glomeromycota, Glomeromycetes, Glomerales, Glomeraceae.